Magallana angulata is the source of this 1599-nucleotide messenger RNA. Its product is annotated as hydroxymethylglutaryl-CoA lyase, mitochondrial-like. The transcript is spliced from 10 exons. The coding region runs from base 48 to 1031 and encodes 327 amino acids. The record is from RefSeq and is a predicted model, not a curated record. NCBI's taxonomy places the organism in Eukaryota, Metazoa, Mollusca, Bivalvia, Ostreida, Ostreidae. Gene Ontology annotation, biological process: L-leucine catabolic process; ketone body biosynthetic process. Gene Ontology annotation, molecular function: hydroxymethylglutaryl-CoA lyase activity.
UUAGUUUAUUUUCUGCAGAAAAAGAACUGGGCUUCCGGUUCUGCAGAAUGGCUUCCUGUUUUGUUAGAAUGUUUUCAUUUUACAAAGUGUGUUUACAGCAAGCAAGGAGCUGUUCAACGCGUGCUAGUACAGGUUUACCAUCAUUUGUAAAAAUCGUAGAAGUGGGACCCAGAGAUGGACUUCAGAAUGAAAAGAUGUUUGUGCCAACAGAAACCAAAGUGGAAUUUAUCAAUAAGCUGUCUGAUGCAGGACUGUCAGUCAUUGAAGUUACAAGUUUUGUGUCUCCAAAAUGGGUCCCACAGAUGGCAGACAAUGCAGAAGUUCUGAAAUUGAUCAAGAGGAGAGAUGGAGUCACUUAUGCAGCUCUCACUCCAAAUCUGAAAGGCCUCAAAGAUGCUAUUUCUUGUGGUGUUAAUGAAGUUGCAAUUUUUGGAGCCGCAUCUGAAACAUUUAGCAAGAAAAAUAUAAAUUGCAGUAUAUCAGAGAGUUUACAGAGAUUUGAAGAAGUUGUCAAAUUAGCUAAGGAAAUUAAACUGCCUGUUAGAGGGUAUGUCUCGUGUGUUCUUGGAUGUCCUUAUGAAAAAAUUGUCUCACCAGAGAAGGUUGCACAGGUUGCCAAGCAGAUGUUUGAGAUGGGCUGCUAUGAAAUAUCCCUUGGUGACACCAUUGGUGUAGGAACUCCAGGAGCUAUGAAACAGCUGAUUGACGUUGUAACGAAACAUGUCCCAAUUGAAAAAGUGGCUGUUCAUUGUCAUGACACCUAUGGACAGGCUCUGGCUAAUAUCCUGGCAGCAUUACAGAUGGGCGUGUCUGUCGUUGAUAGUUCUACCGCGGGUCUUGGGGGUUGUCCAUAUGCCAAGGGAGCCAGUGGCAAUGUGGCAACAGAAGAUGUACUGUACAUGCUGGAUGGGCUUGGAAUUAAAACAGGAGUUGAUCUGCAGAAGACAGUGGAAGCUGGUCGAUUUAUUUCACAAGCAUUAGGACGAAGUACACACUCUAAAGUGGGACAAGCCAUGAAAUCUUCAUUAUAACAAGAAUUCCUGAUAGAUAUACAUGUACAUGAUGACAUUGAUAUGAAUUGAACAGCCCAAUCUCAACAGUGUCACAAAAAGAGUACAUAUCUUUUUGUAUAUGGCUGAAAGAAUUUCUUACAUUAAAUCUCUAGUUAAGAGAUACUGGAUACAAGUUCCUGUAAUGUAUACGUAAACUCUGAGAGUCAGUAGUUUGUAUGUUAGAUAUAGAGUGUACAAGUCAUGUGUAUAAAUCUUACAGAUAUAUGAGUGUUGUUUAGGGUGUAAACUAUGGACAUGCAUCUAUAAAUAUAUCAUAUUACAUAUUAUGUUCAUGGUAGACCUGCUGAUUUGUAUUACAUUCAUCAUGUUUCAUGUGAGAUGUUAAAAGUGCUAGUUUGUUGAAUAUCAGUUAUCUCCCUUACUGUCAAUAAACAUUAUUGUUUUGUAGAUGUCUUUUUUACAGAACUUUCUGAUGAUAUUUAGAUACUGUAUUUUAUUUGUAUAUAUUCAUUCUGCUAUGAUGUGAGAUAUUUGUUGAUGUGUCAUAUUUGUUGAUGAUUCACAGUAUUAAAUUUGUUUUUCAAAG